Molecule: messenger RNA, 418 nt
Organism: Drosophila suzukii
Lineage: Eukaryota; Metazoa; Arthropoda; Insecta; Diptera; Drosophilidae
Source: RefSeq, a predicted model, not a curated record
AUGUGUCAGUUGGCCGACAGCAGCCCACCGUCGAAUCUGCCGCGCAUGCGCAGAGCCCCGAUGUGUGUGGUUUCCAGUGCUGCCAAUCGAAAGCACCAAGAUUCAAUUUCGCACGGGUGGCUUUCGACGUGGCUGACCUGUCGGGGAUUCGACUCUCGGCCGAGAUGUCGGCGCAACUUCAAAAGGCGUGUGAUGGGCGAAUGUGUGAGGUGGCCGCCUGCGGGCCGGGCUGAAAUGAACAUGCGCACAAUGCGGAGGGGCGGAAAAAUGGGAGGAGUACCUGGAGGUGGAGGAUCGGGUCUGUCCAGCUAAUCAAGCAUCAACUUCAUCAUCAUCAUCGCGGAUGCAGCGUGAACAGUUAGUCAUAUAGGAAAUGCAUGGGUAAUCGGAGGGAAAAGGAGCGGCUUGCUUUGAUAAA